Messenger RNA from Pipistrellus kuhlii (Kuhl's pipistrelle), 3212 nucleotides. RefSeq names its product integrin subunit beta 6 (gene ITGB6). Gene Ontology annotation, molecular function: integrin binding. Gene Ontology annotation, cellular component: focal adhesion; cell surface; integrin alphav-beta6 complex. The coding region runs from base 109 to 2535 and encodes 808 amino acids. Lineage: Eukaryota; Metazoa; Chordata; Mammalia; Chiroptera; Vespertilionidae. Gene Ontology annotation, biological process: cell adhesion mediated by integrin; cell-matrix adhesion; integrin-mediated signaling pathway. The transcript is spliced from 16 exons. The record is from RefSeq and is a predicted model, not a curated record.
CUGCUUUCCUUAUAAGGAGAACAAGGAAGUAAAUCAUGUUGAAGUUGCUUUUAAGCACAGCUUUUCUCCUUUACCUGUCCAGGUAGCCUCUGUUUUCAUUUGUCUUAAAUGAAAACUUUUUUAUUUACAUCUCAAGUUUCUUUUCAAAGCAGUCGAGAACUGAAACGAAUGGGGAUUGAACUGCUUUGCCUGUUCUUUCUAUUUCUAGGAAGGAACGAUCACGUACAAGGUGGCUGUGCCAUGGGAGGUGCAGAGACCUGCGGAGACUGUCUGCUCAUUGGACCUCAGUGUGCCUGGUGCUCUCAGGAGAAUUUUACCCAGCAACCUGGAGUCAGUGAAAGAUGUGAUACCCGAGCAAAUCUUCUAGCUAAAGGAUGUCAAGUAAACUUCAUCGAAAACCCUGUCUCCCAAGUAGAAAUACUUACAAAUAAGCCUCUCAGUGUAGGCAGACAGAAAAAUAGUUCUGACAUUGUUCAGAUUGCACCUCAAAGCUUGAUUCUUAAAUUGAGACCAGGUGGUGAGCAGACACUACAAGUGCAAGUCCGCCAGACCGAGGAUUACCCAGUGGACUUGUAUUACCUCAUGGACCUCUCGGCCUCCAUGGAUGAUGACCUCAACACAAUCAAAGAGCUGGGUUCCCUGCUCUCCAAGGAGAUGUCUAAAUUAACUAGCAACUUUAGACUGGGCUUUGGCUCCUUUGUGGAAAAACCCGUCUCCCCUUUUAUGAAAACAACGCCAGAAGAAAUCGCCAACCCUUGCAGUAGUAUUCCAUACUUCUGCUUACCUACUUUUGGAUUCAAGCACGUUUUGCCAUUGACAAGUGAUGCUGAAGAAUUCAAUGAAAUUGUGAAGGAUCAGAAAAUUUCUGCUAAUAUUGACACACCUGAGGGUGGAUUUGAUGCAAUUAUGCAAGCUGCUGUGUGUAAGGAAAAAAUUGGCUGGCGGAAUGACUCCCUCCAUCUCCUGGUCUUUGUGAGCGACGCUGAUUCUCAUUUUGGAAUGGACAGCAAAUUGGCAGGCAUUGUCAUUCCUAACGAUGGGCUCUGUCACCUGGACAGCAAGAAUGAAUACUCCAUGUCAACUGUCUUGGAAUAUCCAACAAUUGGACAACUCAUUGACAAACUGGUGCAAAAUAACGUGUUACUGAUCUUUGCCGUAACCCAAGAACAAGUACAUUUAUAUGAGAAUUAUGCAAAACUCAUUCCAGGAGCUACUGUAGGGCUACUUCAGAAAGACUCUGGGAACAUUCUCCAGCUGAUCAUCUCCGCCUAUGAAGAACUCCGGUCUGAAGUGGAACUGGAAGUAUUAGGAGACACAGAAGGACUCAACCUGUCGUUCACAGCUAUCUGUAACAACAGGUCCAUCUUCCCACAGCAGAAGAAAUGCUCCCACAUGAAGGUGGGAGACACGGCUUCAUUCAACGUAUCUGUGAGUAUACCAAACUGCGACAGAAAAAACAGGCACAUUAUCAUAAAGCCCGUGGGGCUGGGGGACACCCUAGAAAUACUCGUCACUCCAGAAUGCACCUGUGACUGCCAGAAAGAAGUGGAAGUGAACAGCUCCAAGUGCCACAAUGGGAACGGCUCCUUCCAGUGUGGUGUGUGCGCCUGCAACCCUGGCCACAUGGGUCCUCACUGCGAGUGCGGAGAGGACGAGACAAGCACAGAUUCCUGCAAGGAGGCCCCGGAUCAGCCCUCGUGCAGCGGAAGAGGCGAUUGCUACUGUGGGCAGUGCAUCUGCCACUUGUCUCCCUAUGGCAACAUUUAUGGGCCUUACUGCCAGUGUGACAAUUUCUCCUGCGUGAGACACAAAGGGCUGCUGUGUGGAGAUAACGGCGACUGUGACUGUGGCGAGUGUGUGUGCAGGAGCGGCUGGACCGGCGAGUACUGUAACUGCACGACCAGCACGGACCCGUGCGUCUCUGAGGACGGGGUGCUCUGCAGCGGGCGAGGCGACUGCGUCUGUGGCAAGUGUGUUUGCACGCACCCCGGAGCCUCAGGACCGGCCUGUGAACGCUGUCCCACCUGCGGCGAUCCCUGCAACUCUAAACGGAGCUGCAUUGAAUGCCACCUGUCUGCAGAUGACCAGGCCCGAGAAGAAUGUGUUGACAAAUGCAAACUAGCUGGUGUGACCAUCAAUGAAGAAGAAGAUUACUCAAAGGAUAGUUCUGUUUCCUGUUCUCUACAAGGAGAAAAUGAAUGUCUUAUUACAUUUCUAAUAACUACAGACAGUGAAGGGAAAACCAUCAUUCACAGCAUCAACGAGAAAGACUGUCCAAAACCACCAAACAUUCCCAUGAUCAUGUUGGGGGUUUCACUGGCUAUUCUUCUCAUUGGGGUUGUCUUACUGUGCAUUUGGAAGCUGCUUGUGUCAUUUCAUGAUCGCAAAGAAGUUGCCAAGUUUGAAGCAGAAAGGUCAAAGGCUAAGUGGCAAACGGGAACCAAUCCACUGUACAGAGGCUCCACCAGCACCUUUAAAAAUGUGACCUACAAACACAGGGACAAACAGAAGGUGGACCUUUCCACGGACGGAUAGAACCACUUCACGCACAAAAAAAUGUCUGUUUCACUGAUAUGAAAUGUUAACGCACUGCUUAGUGUUCCUUUCUUUGUUGCUUCAAAAUGAGCUUGGUUUAAGGUAAUGAUAGGUCAUUUGGAGAUCAGUCUUUCUCUGUGUGAAGAUUAGAGACUGUGUUGGCAGGUUCAAAAUAAUCGAGAAGAGAAAUGCCUUAGCAAAGGGGGGACUUUGGGGAUCAUUUGAGGAAUGCUCACUCUGUUGCAUUAAUGCCUCCGAAAAUCAUCAGAAUGAUUCAUGGGAGCUUGAUCUGCAUUUGAAAAAUGUUUGAAAUUAGAAUCUCAUUUGUAUCUAGAAUAUAGCUACCUGAGGUGAGGUCUUUGUCUCAGCCAAGUCACAAGGCCCAUAUGUUCCCCUUACAUAUGCACAUUCUCCAACUUAUUCCAAACUUUUAGUAAAUGUGCCUUUCCUAAAGAAGAAUUUAUUUUUAUUUUUAUUUUUAUUUUUUUUGUCUAAGAGAUUCUGGUUUUACUUCAGCUGAAAAAAUGCAAUUUUCUAAAAAAAAAUCCCAAAUGUAAGAAUGAAAAUUAAGUGUUAAUUACUGUGAAUUUGUCUGAAUCUAAAAGUCAGAUACAUAAAUGAGUGUUUUAUUUGUUUUACAGAUGAAGAAGUAAUUUAUAAUUUUAGGAAGUCGCCAG